GGCCUUGGUUUCUAACCAUUCUGAGUAAAAAGAAAUGCCAUGACAUUAUGUGUGAUGAAAGUACAUCCUGGUUUCAGAAAUUUAAAGUUGAAAGCUUACAAUUUAAAAAUACAGAUCUUUUAGUUGAGGAGUACAAUUUAUAAUAAUUUGAGACCAAACCCAAGCAGAUUCAAGCUAAAUUCUCCUCAUUAAAGUGUUUUCUGGAAACCCUUUCCUACUAUCCAGCCAUCCAUAACAUUAGCAUCUUCCUCACUGUCAUGCUCAGCCUGUCCCAGCACAGAGCCCAGUGUGGGGCUCCAACCCACAGACCGCGAGAUCAUGACCUGAGCUGAAGUCGGACACUUAACUGACUGAGCCACCCAGGCUCCCCAGGACUUUUGACUUUAAAUAAACUUUUCCUAUCACUAGUCAGUCAUUGUUCUGUCACGAUUUUCUGUAUCAACAUUUCUGUUGUCAACUGUUCUCAGUUCCACUUUUCUGCCUGUCUUGUGUCACACCUGUUGGUCUCCUGCCCUCCUUGACCCAACACUUCCCUCUCUACCAUCAGACACAAGAUGCCUUGAAACCCCUCUGACUUGGUAAUUCUCCUGCUUGGAACAGCAUAUGGCUGUUCAGAUAUGCCUUGCUUUGAAGACCUUGACUUCAUGAAUCUUCCAUCUCACUGAUUUCUGUCUUCCAAAUUCUCAGAAGAUCCUAUAACGCAACAUGCACUGUAAUAUAUAAUUAUAUGCUUUUCAUCAAGAAACACUUUUUGAAACCUGCUACAAAGUAGGUAAAACUUUCUGAGUGCCUAAUACAAAGAGGUACAAGUUAGGUUUUUUCCUCAAGGUGUGUAUGUUUUUGUUGGGGUGAAUAGAGCCUAGGCAUAACGUGUUAAAUCAGUAUGAAAUAGUGGUGUUUGGAUUUGUUGACUAGACACCAUGUUCAGAAAAGCCACCGAAGCCUGGUGUGGCAGAGGCUGUGCUGUCUGCUAGCUCAGGGCCUUAUUCCUGUUUGUUCCUAAGGUGGCAGAAAUGUGCAGUCAUGCUGGAUUGAUUCUGUGGCUUGUGCUACAGUGAGGUCUUCAGGGGCUCAGAAAAAAGAGAUUUGUUAAACAUUCGGGUUUUGGGGAGAGAGACGUGCUAAGGUCCUGUCAGGUGACGGAGCUCAGUGCAAGACCUGAGGAAGCAGCCUGACGGGGAGACAGUGAACUGUCCAGGGCAGGGGUUUCUGCCAGCACCUAGAUCCUCUGCAUCUGUCCUUGGUCAUUUUUCUUCCUCUGUUGCCAGUAGGGCCCAGGUCUCCACUCCCCAUGUUCCCCAGUGAUAUUCACCCCAGAGCUUCCGCAGGGGGCUGUUAUGGGAACGUAGACUUUCAUUUCUCUUGGAUAAGUGCCUAGGCUUGAGAUUGCUGGAUUGUAUAUGAUAAAGAAGUACAAAUUUAUCUUUAUGACAGAUGCCACACUGUUUUCCAAAGUGGCUAUACCAUUUUGCUUUCCCUCUGUGAUGGGGGGGAGGGGGUCUAGUUACUGUGCACACAAGCUAGCCUCAAUUCUGUCUCAUUUAUGGUGCUUAAUGGUUUUAUCCACUUAUUUUCCAUUCUAAUAGGGUUGUAGUGGUACCUUUUCUGGUUUUAAUUUGCAUUUACCUAGUGACUAAUGAUGUUGAGCAUCUUUUCAUGUGUAUAUUUGGCAGCUGGAUGCCCUCCGGUAGUGUAAAAGUCUUUUACCCAUUUUCUAAAAUUUGGGUUAUUUUUUUCUUAUUGGGACUUGAACAUGUCUACAACAUGUAUUCUGGAUAUAAGUCCUUUAUUAGGUGUGAGGUUUGCAAAUAUUGUCUCCUAGCCAGUGGCUUGUCUUCUUUCAUUUCCUUCCUUCCUCCCUCCCUCCUUCCCUCCCUUCCACUUUUGAGAGGCAGAGAGAGAGGGAGACACAGAAUCUGAAGUAGGCUCCAGGCUCUGAACUGUCAGCACAGAGCCCAACGCAGGGCUUGAACUCACAAACCGAGAGAUCAUGACCUGAGCCAAAGUCGGACACUUAACUGACUGAGCCACCUAGGCACCCCAACAGUGUCUUUCACAGAGCAGAAGCUUUCUUACUUUGAUGGAGUCCAGUUUAUCAGUUUUUUUUUUUUAUGGGUUAUGUUUUUGUUUUCAUAUUUAAGAAAUCUUUCCCUAAUCCAAAGAUCUGUUCAACAUUAAUGUAUAGUAACGUGCAGUUGUUAGUAAUUGCUUUUGGCUCUUUCAUUGGUGUAAUUUUCAUUAACUGGUUUUUCACUACGCUAUUUCAUUAAGUAUAAAACACACCGUUUAAAAAAUGUAUUAUUGGGGCUCCUGGCUGCCUCAGUUGGUAGACCAUGAGGCUCUUGAUCUCGUGGUUGUAAGUUUGAGCACCACAUUGGGUGUGGAGGUUACUUAAAAAUAAAAAAUUCUAGGGCCACCUGGGUGGCUGUCAGUGGAGGGUCCAACUCUUUAUUUUGGCUCAGGUCAUUAUCGCGGGGUUGUGGGAUUGAGCCUGUGUGAGGCUCCAAGCUGAGCGUGGCUCCUGCUUGAGAUUCUCUCUUUAUCUCCUUCUGCCCCUCCCCCUGCUUGUACGUAUGCGUGUUCUCUCUCUAAAAUAAAAUACAUAUAUGUAUAUACACACACACAUAUAUAUAAAAGAUAAAAUUUAAAAAUGCUAAAAAAAUUGUACUAGUCAAGUAUAGUUGAUGUAUAAUGUUAGUUUCAGAUGUACACAGUGGUUCAACAACUGUGUACAUUUCUCAGUGCUCCCCACGAUAAGUGUAGUCAGUUACCAUACAAUGUUAUUACAAAAUUAUUGACUAUGUUCUGAGACACACCAUUUUUUAAUGAACCACUAAUAAAAAAAAAACCUAAAGCAGUGCUUAAACUUUGUUGUACUGUUGAACUGUUAGUUGUAAGGUGUAUCCAGAUUUCUGAGAUAAUAAAAUAUGAAUCUGUGAAAUACGGGUUGUUGUUUUUUUAGUUUUUGGUCCGGGGUUGGCUGUUGCCUUAGGUUUAUUCUGCGUGCUAUCAGAAUGGCAGAACCUGGGAUAUUGCUAAUUGCUGAGAAGGCAGGUCCACAUUGCUGAACAUGUUUGGGUGACUUCUCUGACUUGUGACAAGAGGGAAACCUGUACAAAUAGAGAGAGGGUGACAGAAGCUACAGAAUGUGUGUGGGGGCAUGAGAACACAAGCUUAGGAAGGGUGGGGUGAUCCGCUGUGGCAGCAAGAAUCCGUGUCUUAGAGAGAUCUAUGACACAGCCCAUCUCCCCUACAGCCGAUGCUGGGACCCAGCAUGAAGGUCCAGGUCUUAUCUUCCUCCUCAGUGACACUAGGGCCAGGUGUUCUGUGGUUCAGCACCUCAAGGGUCUGGAGACUGGCGAGACCAAAGACUUCAUGGCUGUCAGACCUUCACAAACCCAGCAAAUUUUUGGAUGUUAGAACAUUGCAUCGCUCCGUUGUCUUGCUCUUAUACAGAUGCCUGUUCUUAUGCCCCAAGCCUAUUGGAUUCCCCUAUGUUUGCCCCGAAGAGAAGUUCUGCGUGGUUGGUCUGCGUUCUGGCCUGGAACUCGUUCAGGAUUGUUGUAGCUCUUGAGGAACAGCCUCUUUCCUUACAACUUGUCACAUAGCGUAUUGGACACUUGCGUGUUAGAUAUCGAACAAAGCCAUACUGUUGUAGCCUCUGUAAAUACUCUACAAAAGUGCUUACUUCAUUCAAAAAUCAUUUACAUCGCUACCAUGAAGACGAAAUUGAUCAAGAGCUGGUGAUCCCUUGCCCAAACUGUGUAUUUUCCUCUCAACCCAAAGUUGUGGGAAGGCACUUCAGAAUGUUUCAUGCACCUGUCCGGAAAGUCCAGAACUACACAGUGAAUAUUUUAGGCGAACCUAAGUCUUCUAGGAGUGAUGUGAUAAGUUUUACAUGUUUAAAAUGUAACUUUUCAAACACUUUGUACUACAGUAUGAAGAAGCAUGUGCUGGUAGCCCAUUUUCACUACUUAAUUAACUCCUACUUUGGCCUGCGAACUGAGGAAACGGGUGAGCAACCGAAAACCGAUGAAAGUCUUUCUACUGAGAAGAUGCCACCGUCUGACAAGUACUAUUGUAAAAAGUGCAACGCCAAUGCCAGCAGCCAGGAUGCUUUAAUGUACCAUAUUUUGACUUCAGAUAUACACAGGGAUUUGGAAAAUAAACUCAGAUCUGUGAUCUCAGAACAUAUUAAGAAGCCCGGCCUUUUGAAGCAGAUGCACAUUGCUCCAAAGCCAGUGGCACCCUUGGCCGUGCCCCCAAACGGCGGAGCUCCGGGCAUCACAGCCACAUCUCCCUGCUUUCGUCUUGCCUUGCCUCAGAACAGCCAAAGCCAGACCGUCGUGCAGCCAGUGCAGGGCGCAGUCCAGCCAGUGACUGUGGCCUCGGGCACUUCUGGAAGCCUCACCCACUCUCCGCCUGCUGUUGCCCAGUCCCACGUGACCCUGGUCUCCAGUCCUCUGCCGGUGGGCCAGAGCAACCUCCCUCUGCCGCCCUCAGCCCCGCAGCCUGUCUUUCUUUCUCAUGGAGUCCCGCUUAAUCAGUCUGCAAAUCCUCCUGUGUUGCCCUUGAGUCAGCCAGUCGGACCUAUCAAUAAGUCUGUUGCAACUGGUGUCCUCCCCUUAAACCAGACCAUCCGCCCAGGGGCCGUAUCCCUUAGCCAGCCGGUCGGGCCCAUAAACAGACCAGUUGGGCCUGGAGUUCUUUCAGUAAACAGACCUGCUGGGCCUGGAGUUCUUCCUGUCAGUCCGUCCGUCACUCCCGGGGUUCUUCAGGCCGUCUCACCAGGGGUGAUUUCUGUGAGUCGGACAGUCCCGUCAGGGGUCCUGCCUGCAGGCCAGAUGACCCCUGCCGGGGUCAUCCCUUCGGGACAGACGGCAACUUCUGGGGUGCUUCCUGCGGGCCAGAUGGUCCAGUCAGGGGUUCUCCCCAUUGGCCAGACGGCCCCAUCGGGGGUUCUCCCCGCUGGGCUGACGGCCCCCUCGCGGGUUCUGUCUGCGGGCCAGACGGUCCCGCUGAGGGUUCUGCCUGCAGGCCAGGUCGUCCCACCGGGGCUCCUUUCUCCCAACCAGACGGUCUCGUCGGGUGUUCUCCCUGUGAACCAGGGUAUUAAUUCCGGUGUUCUGCAGCUCAGCCAGCCUGUCAUGUCAGGAGUGCUGCCUGUGGGCCAGCCAGUGAGGCCUGGCGUCCUGCAACUGAAUCAGCCUGUGAGCACCAACAUCCUGCCUGCAGGUCAGCCAGUUAGACCUGGCGCUUCUCAGAACACCACUUUCCUCACGUCAGGCUCUAUUCUCAGACAGCUGAUACCUACAGGGAAACAGGUGAAUGGGAUUCCCACGUACACACUUGCCCCCGUAUCUGUCACUUUGCCUGUGCCUCCAGGAGGUGUUGCAACUGUCCCCCCACCCCAGGUGCCCAUCCAGCUCCUGCAGUCGGGCACAGCUGCGCAGAUGGCCAGUUCCAUGGCCAGCAUGCCCUCUCCUCCAGUGGUGGUAAAUGCCACUCAGAAUAUGUUUGUUCAGGCGUCUCCAUCUGUGGCAGAGGCCAGUCAGGCGCUCAAACAGGCGAAGCAGUGGAAAACCUGUCCGGUCUGUAAUGAGCUCUUCCCUUCCAAUGUCUACCAGGUUCAUAUGGAAGUGGCUCAUAAGCAUAGUGAGUCCAAAUCUGCUGAAAAACUGGAGCCUGAAAAGCUGGCAGCGUGUGCGCCGUUUUUAAAGUGGAUGAGAGAGAAGACCGUUCGCUGUCUCUCUUGUAAGUGCUUAGUGUCCGAGGAGGAGCUUAUCCAUCACUUGCUCAUGCACGGCCUGGGGUGCUUGUUCUGUCCGUGCACUUUUCAUGACAUUAAAGGUCUUUCGGAGCACAGUAGGACUGUGCACCGAGGGAAGAAGAAGUUACCUGUGGAUUAUAGUAACAAAGGUUUUCAAUUGGAUAUCGAUGCUAAUGGCAACCUGCUGUUUCCCCAUCUUGACUUCAUUACCAUAUUGCCAAAGGAGGAGCUUGGGGAGCGGGAAGUCUACUUGGCGAUACUGGCGGGGAUACACUCCAAGUCACUGGUGCCUGUGUAUAUAAAGGUGAGGCCCCAGACGGAGGGCGCCUCUGGGAGCCCCAGCAAACAGGCUCUGACUUGCCCCUUUUGCUUUGGCACCUUUGUGACGACGGAGGCAUACGAGCUGCAUUUGAAGGAGAGGCACCACAUCACACCAACGGUCCACACCAUCCUGAAGUCUCCGGCCUUCAAGUGCAUCCACUGCUGUGGGGUCUACACGGGCAACAUGACCCUGGCAGCCAUCGCCAUCCACCUGCUGCGCUGCAGGAGUGCCCCAAAGGACAGCAGCUCAGACCUCCAGAUCCAGCCUAGUUUUAUUGAGAACAGCGAGCUGCUCUUGGUGAAUGGGGAAGUGAUCCACGACUCCAGUUUUUCUGUGAAGAGGAAGCUGCCCGAUGGCCACUUUGGGACAGAAGACCAGAGGGACGUGGAGGAGCGGCCCCUCGUCAUAAACACCGACGCAGCCCCGGCUCCCGAAAAGGUGACGAGUGCGGUGCCUUUUAAAAGACAAAGGAAUGAAAUCAGGACAGAGGGACCGCUCAUUAGUGAGGAUGCCCUUCAGAUUUUAGCAUUAAAUCCUAAAAAAUAUGAAGACCGUUCUUACGAGGAAAAAAAGCAAUUUCUUAGAGAUUAUUUCCACAAGAGACCAUAUCCUAGUAAAAAGGAAAUAGAACUUCUUUCCUCACUCUUGUGGGUGUGGAAGAUUGAUGUGGCUUCAUUUUUUGGAAAAAGAAGAUACAUUUGCAUGAAAGCAAUAAAAAAUCACAAGCCUUCUGUGCUUUUAGGCUUUGAUAUGUCUGAACUUAAAAACGUUAAACACAGAUUGAACUUUGAGUUUGAGCCACAAAACUUGUAAAAAAAAAAAAAAAGAAAUAGGAAAUCUGAAGUACUAGAUAUUUAGUAGUUUUUUCAAUUGAGAUUUAAAAAAAUGUUAUUUUCUUCACUGUAUGUUGAACUAAUCAAUUUCAGUGGUCUUUAUGCUGCUCUUUAGAUUUAUUUCAGGUGCUCAGAAAGAAAGACUUCUAUAUAAAAGAAGUGAAUAGUUGUUUCGGAUUUAUUGUUUCCUGCAGUUUGAUUUUGUAACAAUUAUUUUUAGUUCUUCCCUGUCAUGUAAAUUAAAUCCUUGGCUCUUUCAUGCACGUCUUGUUUCCUCGUAGUGUCAGUAUCGUAGGAUGAAAACUGAAACCUGUAUGUUUGUGUUUUCAUUUAAGGAAAUUUCAGCUUGUUUCAGAAUACUUGAUUAACUGCAUUGAUCUCCCUCAGUUAGCUUCACGUGUAGCAGCAAACGGUAAGCGCCGAGGCUGACAGAAGUGAGUACACACCCCUGUGAUGUGUGUGCUUCCCUCAGGACGCACUGCGUUAACUUGCGCUGGUUUCUUCUUCUCAAGGUACUUGCUUUCUAGAUUGUGAUUCUGAUUUACAUUUUUUCAAGUUUGUCCUAGCUGCUGUCUUUUAUUACAACUCAUAGAAAACCAAAUGUUUUCCUUUGUUAAAAAUAUACUGAACCUGAAGCUUGCUAUUUAGCUCGUUAAGAGUUAUUUUCAAAUAAAGCAGUUUUGUAGGUGCGGAAAUCCUUUUUAGUGUGGACUUCUCCCCUUUUUGAUAUGGUGGUAAGUCAUUUCCCCGUUCAAAAGUAAGACAAUACAUUUUUAGUGCCUUUAGAAUAAAUGCUGAACACACACUCAGACUCUCCUCCCAAUCCAACUCUUCAUAAACCAGUGAAAGGAAAGGACCAUGUGACUCAGGAAUAAAAUUUUUACCCCUGAGUGUGAAAGCUAACUAGAGUGUAGACAUAGGUUUUCAGAGAACGAAGUGAAAUGAGUAGAGCAAGAGCUGUAUCUGUGUUGCCGUAUUACAUCUUUGACAGUUUUCUAGAGGUAAACGUACUUGUUCUGGGGAGAUGGGCUUUCCUCUAGCCCAGUUGUCUGGGUUAAUGGGGUGGGGAUUGCUGAAGAACUCCACUGUAUUACUGUCCUUUGGACAGUUAAACCUCCAGGGUUUUUUUCCACACACAGAAUAACUAAAAGCACCAGAGCCAGCAAUGGAGACCAGCCAGUUUUGACCUUAAAUCAUAUUCCUGGUGGUACCCAGCAGAGGCACCUGUCCGACGUACUCAGAGGAUAUAACGGUCUCUGGGAAAUAAGACCAUGUUACUCUGUGGAUUUUAAAAAGUAGAAUUCUUGCAUGUAAUUGCUAUAAUGUGCAUUUUUGAGGCAAUUGUGAAACUGGUCUGUGAUUGUUGGUGUACUCUGUUGUAAAUCCAAAAAGAGCUUGUUGAAGUUUAUUUUUUUUUUAACCUGUUGUUUCAGAGUGUCUAUUUUGAAUUAAAAUUUGUUAUACCACUGCAAACAGAA
Messenger RNA from Acinonyx jubatus (cheetah), 8403 nucleotides. It is a transcript of the gene ADNP2, whose product is annotated as ADNP homeobox 2. The coding region runs from base 3807 to 6905 and encodes 1032 amino acids. The transcript is spliced from 2 exons. NCBI's taxonomy places the organism in Eukaryota, Metazoa, Chordata, Mammalia, Carnivora, Felidae. The record is from RefSeq and is a predicted model, not a curated record. Gene Ontology annotation, molecular function: DNA binding. Gene Ontology annotation, cellular component: nucleus. Gene Ontology annotation, biological process: regulation of gene expression.